AUGGCAACGAACAAUGGGAAGGGCCGGGAUGAUCAAAUCCUCAACAAUGAUAUUGAGGACACUAUAGAUCAGACUCAGCCUGGCCAAGUGGAAGUAUCUCUGUUUACGACAACUGCCCCCUCCUCUUCAGAACAAGAGAUGGAAAUCGUCCCUCGUUCUGAACGUCGAGGCUUAAUGGGAAGAUUUGCGCUCAUCCCGGAGGUUGUCAACCCACACACUUACUUGAGUCAAACCAAGUGGUUGAUGACACUUAUUGUCAGCUUCGCUGCUAUUACUUCCUCCACAGGCUCCUCAAUCUACUAUCGUCAUCUCUAUCUGAAACUCAUGGACGUCGUACAAUAUACCUUCUUUCUUUCUGUCUUUUCUUGGUAUUUUCCUGUCGGUGGAGCGGCAGUGUCUGUUCAAUGUGUGGGAGCGGGGACUGUUUCUGACAUCUGGGAUCCGAAAGUAAGGGGUCGUGCAAUGGGAAUCUUCCAACUCGGACCUCUGGCCGGGCCAGGUUUAGCACCUGUCAUCGGUGGUGCGUUGACUCAUGGUCUCGGCUGGCGGAGUACGCUCUGGUUUCUCACCAUCUUUGGCGGUGUGAUGUUUAUUCUCAUUUUCCUGUGUCUGCCAGAGACGAUUGAAAGACAGGCGCCGAAGUUGCAGUCGGAUGGAAAGACGAAUCUGAAGAAAGCAUUGAAGCUGUUAAAAUGUACAUUCGGACCAUUCCGAGUGAUAGGUAUGCUUCAAUAUCCCCCAGUGAUUGUUGUCGUGUGGUCUGGCGUUAUUGCAUUUUUCGCCAUGUUCAUUCUCAACGUUUCCAUUCAAUCCACCUUUGAAAAAGCACCCUACAACUUCAGCGUGCUGCUAGUCGGACUGGUAUACUUAGCUCCAACCAUGGGUUACGCAAUCUCCUCUAUCCUUGGCGGCCACUGGAUUGACUACAUCAUGAUCCGUGAGGCACGCAAAGCCAAUCGCUACGAGAACGGGAAGCUCAAAUUUCUACCCGAAGACCGAAUGCGUGAAAAUAUCUGGCUGGCUUUGACUUUAUACCCGGCGGUAUUGGUCUGGUACGGCUGGUCUGUUGACAAAGGCAUACACUGA
Molecule: messenger RNA, 1086 nt
Organism: Penicillium nucicola
Lineage: Eukaryota; Fungi; Ascomycota; Eurotiomycetes; Eurotiales; Aspergillaceae
Product: Major facilitator superfamily domain general substrate transporter
Exons: 3
Coding region: 1-1086 (361 amino acids)
Biological process (GO): intracellular polyamine homeostasis; transmembrane transport
Molecular function (GO): polyamine transmembrane transporter activity
Source: RefSeq, a predicted model, not a curated record